Messenger RNA from Eurytemora carolleeae, 1635 nucleotides. RefSeq names its product aldehyde dehydrogenase, dimeric NADP-preferring. Gene Ontology annotation, molecular function: aldehyde dehydrogenase (NAD+) activity. Gene Ontology annotation, biological process: aldehyde metabolic process. The record is from RefSeq and is a predicted model, not a curated record. The coding region runs from base 50 to 1537 and encodes 495 amino acids. Gene Ontology annotation, cellular component: cytoplasm. NCBI's taxonomy places the organism in Eukaryota, Metazoa, Arthropoda, Copepoda, Calanoida, Temoridae. The transcript is spliced from 17 exons.
UUUUUACAUUUUUCCAAAUAAAACGCGCAAUUUCAAUAUUUUAGGAAAUAUGGAGAAUUUUGGAAAAAUUGUUCAGGAGCUUCGGGGGUCUUUCAUGAAAGGACGAACUAGAUCAAUUGAGUUCAGAAUUCAACAGCUCAAGAAUAUUGAGAGGAUGAUGAUAGAGAAUGAACAAUGUUUUAUUGAUGCUCUGAAGUCGGAUCUGAACAAACCUGUUCAGGAUACUAUUCUGGCUGAGAUAGAUUAUGUAAAAAAUGAUUGCAUAUCUCUCAUUAGAAACAUCCAUAAAUGGACAGCUGAUCAACCUGUUGCUAAAAGUCCUACAACACUGAUGGAUAAGCCGUAUCUUCAUCCGGAACCUUUUGGUGUAGCGUUGAUCAUUGGUGCCUGGAACUUCCCUCUUCAUCUUAGCUUGGCUCCUCUUACCCCUGCGAUAGCAGCUGGAAACUGUGCUGUGAUAAAACCAAGUGAGAUAGCUCCAGCUACAGCUAAGGCGCUUGCUGAUCUUAUUCCACUAUACUUGGAUCAACAAUGUUACAGGGUUGUAUCUGGAGGGGUGCCUGAGACAACUGAACUCCUCAAGCUUCAAUUUGAUUAUAUUUUCUACACUGGAAGUACAGUAGUUGGAAAAAUUAUUGCCGAAGCUGCUGCAAAAUAUUUAACCCCCUGCACUCUGGAGCUCGGUGGUAAGUCCCCCGCAUUUGUUGACGACUGUACAAACCUGGAGACAGCAGUAAAGCGUUUACUGUGGGGAAAAUUUAACAAUGCCGGACAGAUCUGUGUAGCCCCAGAUUAUGUACUCUGUACAAAGAGCGUUGAGAAGAAAAUAGUUCCAUUGAUGAAGAAGAUCAUAAAAGAAUGGUAUUCUGACCAGCCGGCUAGCUCAGGAUGCUAUUGUAGAAUAGUAUCCACUAGGCAUGUUGAAAGGCUCCAAAAUAUGAUAAACAAAACUACUGGAAACAUCGUAAUUGGCGGAACCAUAGAAGCUUCAGAGAAGUACAUAGAACCAACCGUUAUUACUGGAGUAAACUUUGAUGAUUCCACAAUGCAAGAGGAGAUAUUUGGUCCAAUCCUGCCGAUAAUCAACAUUGAGUCGGUCAACGAAGCAAUUGAGUUGAUUAACAGCCGAGAUAAACCUCUAGCUCUGUAUGUGUUUUCUGAAAAUGAAAGUGUGAUCAACCAAAUCCGAGAUCAAACAUCAAGCGGAGGAUUCACCGUCAAUGAUACAAUUCUUCAACUCAGUGUUGAAGAACUCCCAUUUGGAGGUGUUGGAUCAAGUGGAACUGGAGCUUAUCAUGGUAAACAUGGGUUUGACACCUUUACACAUUACAAGCCAGUUCUUGAGAAAGACCUUGGCUGGAUGAUGGAGAAGGUUUCAGAUUUCAGAUAUCCUCCAUAUGACCCUAAGCGAAUUGGGUUUAUCAGAAAUCUUACCAAAAAUAGAGAGUUGCCAAGCUUUGGAUUCUUGAAAUACUUGAUGAUGCUGUUACUUGGAGGAGUACUGGGAUAUGCUUCAGCCUGUCUUGCAAAGGAGUAAUAACGUUAAAGCAGUUUUUUCACCGUUCUUCACAAGAUUGUACAAAUCUGCCAACAAUCAGCGGAGUUAAAAUGAGUAAUAAAUAAUUUUCAAUAUAA